Messenger RNA from Cyphellophora attinorum, 1641 nucleotides. RefSeq names its product Choline transport protein. The transcript has a single exon. Gene Ontology annotation, biological process: transmembrane transport; amino acid transport. NCBI's taxonomy places the organism in Eukaryota, Fungi, Ascomycota, Eurotiomycetes, Chaetothyriales, Cyphellophoraceae. The coding region runs from base 1 to 1641 and encodes 546 amino acids. Gene Ontology annotation, cellular component: membrane. The record is from RefSeq and is a predicted model, not a curated record. Gene Ontology annotation, molecular function: transmembrane transporter activity.
AUGUCUUCUUCCAGAAGGCCCUCCGCCUCCGAGCGGCACGCCUCCCAAAUCGAGCACGAUGAAUCCAUCCUCGAAAACCUGGGCCACUCGCAAGAACUCGUCCGCCAAUUCUCCCCCUGGUCCAUGUUCGCCCUCGCCUUCACCGUCCUCGGCACCUGGUCGACCCUCGCCCAAAAUCUCUCCACGGGUCUCACCGCCGGCGGACCCGUCACCAUCCUCUGGGGCCUCGUCCUCGUUACGCUCUGCAACCUCUGCGUCGCCGCCUCCCUCGGCGAGUUGUUGAGUGCUAUGCCCACGGCUUUGGGGCAGGCGUUUUGGGUGUAUCAUUUCUGGACUACCCCGAUGGGGCGGUUCGCGAGCUACAUGACAGCGUGGAUCAACACGUUCGGCUGGUGGACGAUCACGGCGAGUCAGGCGGCGUUCAUGACGGAGUUUAUUCUUGCUAUGAACGUGCUGUAUGUUCCGGACUGGGCGCCAGCGGGGAAGGGUUGGGUGAAUUUCUUGCUGUACGUGGCCAUCGUGUUGUUCUUGACGGUGGUCAAUGUGGUGGCCUGUCGGAAGGAUAAGGUGCUGCCGUGGAUUAACAGUUUUGUGGGCUCGACGUUUAUCCUGUUGUUUUUUGUAUUCGCGUUGGGGCUGUUGAUUUCUGUUGGGGUGAGGUCAGGCGAGAGGUUUCAGCCGGCGAGCUUCGUGUUUGGGGAUUGGGAGAAUCAGAGUGGGUGGUCGAGUGGGGUGGUCUGGUUCACGGGGCUGGUGCAGAGUGCGUAUGGGCUGACGGCGUUUGAUGCGUGUAUACAUAUGGUGGAGGAGUUGCCGAAUGCGAGCAAGACUGGGCCGAGGAUCGUGUGGUUGAGUGUGCUGACGGGGUCCAUUUCGGGGUUUAUCUUCAUGAUGAUCUGCCUGUUCUCGAUACAGAAUAUCGACGACGUCGUCAACGCGGAUCACCCGUUCAUCCAACUCUGCGUCGAGGCGAUGGGUCUCACAGCAGCAGUCGUUCUGCUCGCGCUAUUCAUCGUCAGCGGCAUCGGCCAGAAUCUAAGUCUUGCCACAACGGCCUCCCGGCUGACCUGGAGCUUCGCCCGCGACGGCGGCGUGCCCUUCUUCAACUACUUCGCCAAGGUCGACGAAUACUGGCGCGUACCUGUCCGCGCGACAUGGGCGCAGGGCUUCAUCGCAGCUGUCAUCGGCGUCCUCUACCUUUUCGCCGAUACCGUACUCGAAGCAAUCCUGAGCGUCAGCACCAUCGCCCUCACGAUCUCCUACGCCAUACCGAUCAUUGCGCUCCUCGUCGCUGGGCGGGACAAACUCCCUGCCUCGAGGUCCUUCAACCUCGGCUGGGCAGGCAUGCCCUCCAACAUCGUCAGUAUCAUCUACUGCUCGAUCACGACCGUGUUCUUCUUCUUUCCCGGUGACCCGAAUCCGAGCAUCGCGGAUAUGAACUGGGCGAUAGCUGUGUUUGGAGUAAUGUUGGUGAUCAGCAUUGGAUUUUGGUUCGUGCAGGGGAGCAGGACGUAUCUGAGGGUUGAUACGGCGAAUUUUGGGAUCAUUGCGGGGCAUGCGCAGGAGCAGGGCAGGGCGAAUCUGACGAUGACGAAAAGUAGGGAUAGUGCGGGAGCGGUGAAUGGAGUCAAGACGCUGUGA